Messenger RNA from Manis javanica (Malayan pangolin), 4476 nucleotides. The record is from RefSeq and is a predicted model, not a curated record. NCBI's taxonomy places the organism in Eukaryota, Metazoa, Chordata, Mammalia, Pholidota, Manidae.
GCGGGGCGGGCCGGCAGAGGGCAGAGCGGGACAUCCGGCCGGUGGUGGCGGCUCCGGGCCGAGUGGCGCCAGACUGAGCUGUCACCUCGCACGUGGUCCCCGGGAUAGAAGCGCCUUUAAAACAGCCCCGGGACGCCCCCCUGCACCACGGAGGCGGCUCUGUGCGACCACCCGCCUGCCCCGAGAGCCGCCGGCGGGGCGCCCCCAGUCCCCGCCCCGCCCAGCGGCCCGUCCCGGCCGCCUCGCCCCUCGCGUCAGACUCCAGCUGUCGUCGGUCUCCAGAUUCCUAAAGCACUGUAUGUGUGAGGCAGCGUGGUGAAGCCGGGAGGGAGGCGCUGCCGCUCAGACAGUAGAAACUCCAUUGCUGGAACCAGCACCAGAGGCCCCUCCACUCUGGUCCGUGCAUGAGAGGGUGAGGGGCCACAAGCUCCUGCAGGGAAGGCCAGAGUUCCCGCUGUGGAGAAGUUCAGGGGCGGUGUGAGACUUCCCCUGCCGAGUGGACCAGGAGCCAGCCACGCUGCUGGGAGCCCAGGAGACAAGGGACAGCCGUGGCUGCUGGAGCUGAAGGGUGGAACAAAGGAGGGCUGUGGCUCUUGGUGGCCAGGGUUAGCUGAAGAAACGGUGCAGGCCACGUGGAAGGAGGUGACAAGGGAGCUGCCUGGCUGGGCCUCCCCUGCCACUGCGACAAGCCACCCUCCACAUGGCCUCCAAGCCAGCUGCUGGGAAGAGCCCCGGGGAGAAGCGCAAGCGGGUGGUGCUGACCCUGAAGGAGAAGAUGGACAUCUGUGCACGCCUGGAGAGGGGCGAGAGCAGGCGGGCGCUCAUGCAGGAGUACAAUGUGGGCAUGUCCACCCUAUACGACAUUAAGGCCCACAAGGCCCAGCUGCUCCGCUUCUUUGCCAAUUCCGACUCCAGCAAGGCCCUGGAGCGGCGCCGCACCCUGCACACGCCUAAGCUGGAGCACCUGGACCGUGUCCUGUACGAGUGGUUCCUGGUGAAGCGUGCUGAGGGCGUGCCUGUCUCGGGCCCCAUGCUCAUCGAGAAGGCCAAGGACUUCUACGAGCAGAUGCACUUAACUGAGCCCUGCGUGUUUUCUGGUGGGUGGCUUUGGCGGUUUAAGGCCAGGCAUGGGAUUAAGAAGCUGGACGCAUCCAGUGAAAAGCAGGUGGCUGACCACCAAGCAGCCGAGCAGUUCUGUAGCUUUUUUCGGAGCUUAACUGCUGAGCAUGGCCUGUCCCCUGAGCAGGUUUACAAUGCCGACGAGACCGGCCUCUUCUGGCGGUGCUUGCCAAACCCCCCUCCAGAAGGUGGGGCGGCACCCGGUGUCAAACAGAACAAGGACAGGCUGACUGUCCUAAUGUGCGCCAAUGCCACAGGCUCCCAUAAAAUCAAACCCUUGGUGAUUGGAAAAUGCAGCGGCCCCAGGGCUUUCAAAGGCAUCCAGCACUUGCCAGCGGCAUACAAGGCCCAGGGUAACGUGUGGGUGGACAAGGAGAUUUUUUCUGACUGGUUCCAUCACAUUUUUGUCCCUUCGGUGAAGGAGCACUUCAGAACGACAGGUCUGCCUGAAGACAGCAAAGCCAUCCUCCUGCUGGACCACUCCCGGGCCCACCCUCAGGAGUCCGAGCUGGUGUCUGACAACAUCUUCACCAUUUUUCUGCCUGCCAGUGUCACUUCCUUGAUCCAGCCCAUGGACCAGGGCAUUCGAAGGGAUUUCAUGAGGAAUUUCAUCAACCCUCCUGUCACGCUGCAGAGCUUCCACCCCCGUUACAACAUGAAUGAUGCCAUAUUCAAUGUGGCCUGUGCCUGGAAUGCUGUACCCAGUGACAUUUUCAGCAGGGCCUGGAGGAAGCUGUGGCCCGCGGUCCCGUUUGUGGAAGGCUCAUCUUCUGAGGAGGAGCUUGAACGCCUCAGAACUAAGCCUCGUGAUCCGACUUUCGCGCACAUCCUCGAGCUUGGGAGAGAGGCUCCGUACCACCCGAGCAGCAGGCUUCAUCGGAGCCUGGCCCCUGAGCAUCGCGGGCCCGGCCUGGAGGCUGGAGAGGGGCAUGCCGCCACUGCAGGGCUGGCCCCGGCCAUGGGGACCUUGGAGCAGGCUGAGAAGGACAGUGAGGAGGCGGCCUGGGAGCAGGCGGCCUUGGCCUUUGAUGCUGUGGUGCGCUUCGCAGAGAGGCAGCCUUGCUUCACGGCGCAGGAGGUGGGGCAGCUGCGUGCACUGCGCUCGGUAUUCGUGAGGCAGCGGCAGGUGAAGCGGCGGCGCCUGGCACUCAGGGCUGUGGUCAAACUUGAAGCCCCCCAGGAGUGCUCCCCCCUGCCCUGCUCGUCCUUGGUGGGCAACCACUGACGGUGGGCUGCACUCCCCAGGGCUGUGGCUGUGAGGCCAGAUCAGGCGCUGGUGGAGAGCCUUACCCAGAGGGUGAGCGCCUGACUUGGUGUCAGUUACUCAGGAUAGCCCAGUCCCCGUGUGCAGUUCAUAAGCUCUUACCUGUCCCACCACGUGAAUGUGAGAUGUCCAGAGAGGCCCUCCAGACCUCCGCAUACCAGCACUGCCUGUGGCCAGAACCCAGGGUGGCUGGGCAGACUGGCCUUAUGUUUGCUGAGCCUUCCUGUGUCUGAGGGUGGAGAUAUCUCCCCAUCCGUCCAGUAUGAGAAAGGCCGGUCCUCAGGCUGACCAACAGAAGUCCCUGCUGCCCCUUGACAAGGUUAGCAUCUCCUCCUCGGGGCUCAGCCUGCUGGUCUGGUAGCCAUCCCUGAGGUAGGUAGGCCCCAAGGGCAGGUGGCAAAGGGCUGGGUCAGUGUUGGACCUCCGUGGCAUAGCCCCUGCUCGUGUCCUUACAGGCAACAGGUCACCGCCCUGUUUGUGUGACCUUACUCAGCAUGUGGAAAGGUCCUGCAUUUUACUGGUAGGUCCCACCCUGUGGGCUGGAAUCCCAGCGUGGAGUGGGCCACACGCGGGGUUGGUAUGGGAGACUUGCAGCUUGUAACGGUAGGAGUGACCAAGUGGGCCUGCCUGUUGCCUCACUGUAGGGCCACGAGGCUCGGCCUGUGUUUUGCAGCAUGGCUCCAAGUCCAGGGUACAGUCUGCUGUCCACAUUCCCCAGAGUUCUGUAUUUACGGCCUUUAUGUUAAUAAAUGUUGAUCAGCCUCUGAGGUCAGCCUUAGAUUUGCACAUACGUAACAAAAGCAGUAAGGCAGGCUGCACAUCCCCUGGUAAUGUGCAGGAAGGUUGGCGUACAGGGGGUCACGUGAAAGCUGGUCCUGGGAGCACACGGUUAGUUCCCACAUCUCCUGUUAGUUCUCGGACUCGUGGCUUCCUGCCGCCCUCCUGGAGCCCUGAUUACCCGAAGCCCUUCUUGGCGCCCCUGUGAGUGUCGUGAAACGGCUGUACUUGGUGUUCUCGUCACCGUUUUGCCCUGGGAUUCCAUCCCCUGCUCUAAGGUCAUGGCAGCUGAAGUGGCACUUCGUCUUCGCUCCUGUUUCCUGUGUUUGUGCUGAGAGACCUUUGUCCCUGAGAGCUGUGGGGCUCGUGCAUUUGGCCUGUAGGCCACUUCUCUGGCACUUUUACAUCCUCCUGAACACUGGUGGUGGUCAGCGCUGACAGGGCCGCAUGCUGCGGACCUGUGUGUUGUGCUGUGCGUGUGCAUCCGAAUGCUAGAAACCAACAGGCCGUGUUCAGAGGCUCGUGGCCAGUUCUCUGGGCCAGGUCGUGUCCUCGCUGUCUUGUCUGCUUCCUUCGCAGGUUGGGGGAGCGUCUGUGCACUUGGGCACUUUUUUGUCACUUCCAGACUCAUGUACCCCCGGUGAUGUUGAAUUGCAGCCGCUUGAGGUGUCGGGAGUCACACAGGAGUCACAGGGGGGCUGACCUUGCACCCAGGGGUGGGUGGCAUGGAGGGACCGACGGGCUGGGAAGCAGUCUGACCCUCUGCCCAGUGCGGCAGCAGGUCCUGACUGGGUGGGUAAAGCCAGGGAGGGUGGAUGCAGGUGGCGUUGUGGCUGGCUCUCCUGGGUGCCCUGUGGGUGCUCCGUCUCGUCAGACCAUAGGCCCAGGCUGUUGACUCUUGUCAUGCCCGCAUGACCUCUUCUGUCUGGCCAUGUCAUGGCCAAUCAAUAAAUGCUUGUCAACGGACCUCCAGAGCACUGUGUGGGAGCACCCAGCCCAGCCUGCACUGGCAGUGUGUGUGUGGCCUUUUGGGGGCUUCUCUGUACGGUUGGCCGAGCCUCCUCCCAUCCCUGCACCCCCCUCACAGAGUGGCAGUGUGCCAGGUGCCUUCACUGGGUGAAGGAAUGCCUAGUGGCCAUCACAGGGGCUGUGCACCUCAUGCCCACCUCCCUCGGGGCAGGCAGCACAGUGCGCAGGACUCGGUGGACCUCUUCCUAGGACUAUUUGUCCAUCUUGACUAUCCCCUUCCUUGGCGGUCAGAACAACUUGGCAGACCAAGGCUGGAAAGAAGCUGUGUCCCUAGCUGUGCCACAGUG